Molecule: messenger RNA, 1744 nt
Organism: Cinara cedri
Lineage: Eukaryota; Metazoa; Arthropoda; Insecta; Hemiptera; Aphididae
Source: the annotation of a GenBank genome assembly
AUGAGAAAAAAACCUUUUGAAAUUAAAGUGUAUAAAACAAUCUACAACAAUGCAUUUGGAACAUUACACGACAAGUAAAGCAGUAUAGAUUAUGUUUUCAUAACUCAUAUUAAUUAAUAAAUUAUUGAUUUUUAAAUAAACACCUUAGUUUAAAACAAAAUAUGAAAAAACUGAAUUGUAUAAUUUCAGGUAUAUAAAUAAUCAAUUUAUAAUUCAAGAUACUUCAUUUAUGGAUCCUAGAAAUUAUCAAAAAAUUAAACAGCCUAAAUUCAUAUUUCCUGAAAAAUCUAUGGUCAAAAUUGUAGAAAUAGUUGGAGUUGAUAUUUUGAUAGUGCAAUGUCAACUAGUAGGAUUCGCAAGGAAUUACGAUGCAAUUGUAAAUGCAUGUCUGGUAAGUAAUAGUCAGGGCAAUACAUUUAAAGAAAAAAUAAUUAGUGACGAAGAUACAGAAAACGAAGUACUUAAAUGUGCAGUGGUUGGAACGAAAUGUAAAUUGUGCGUUUGAGUUUGUAUAUUCAUUAGCAACCCAUACAUCUGAUUAUAAUGUGUUAUAUGAGACCUACAAGCUAGUAGUUACUUUAGUAUUCAAUCAAGUAACUUGUGAAAGAAACUUUUCAAUAAUAAAAAAAAUUAAAAAUUUACUAAGAUCAUCGCUAUUUGAUAACAAAUUAGAAGCAUUUAAGUUGAUAACAUUUGAAUGUGAUAUAGAAAUACUAUAUAGAUAUUUUAGAAUGGCUUACGACUUUCUAAAUCGUAAUAUGAUUUCUUUCUAUAAUUAACAUCUUAACGACAAAAGAAGACAGCAACUCUUGGAAAAGCAAGCAAUCUUAUCGAAAGUAUCAUUACUUCUUUGGUAAAUUUAAGAUCAUCUGUGGGCUUUUCUGAAUUUUAGAGUGAGAUAUCAUUGUUUUUAAAUGAACGUUACGAUUAUAGACCAUAAUAUCGAAAAAAAGCUGAAGGAAAACUAGCGAAAAAAAUUAAAGCGAAGUUUACAUUAUUACAAAAUCCAAAAUAGUGAAAAAAUAUUAUUAUAAUGAGUAUAAAAGUAUAAAAAAAAUAUUCACAAAAUCAUAAAAUUACAUUUGUAAGAUUAUGUUAUAAUAGGGAUACCUUUUAAAUAAUUAAUAUUGUCGUUAGUAUUAUAAGAUAAGGAUAGGUUAUGUAUUUUUUCUGAACAAUUUUAAUAUUUUUCUUCUCUAAAAAUAUAACUAUAAUACAAGAGUAAAAGAUUAUUUGAAUUAAAUGUAAUGAAUUCCAUAACUCAAAAAUCAAAUUUAAAAAUAUAAUUCAAAUAGAAUAUUUGAUCAUAACAUAUUGAUCGAAAUUCCAAUUCUAGAUAAAUAUUAAAUAUAUGAUGUAGAUCGCGUGCUUUAAAGUAACAGCAUACAAUUGGUUUAUAACAAUACAUUUUAAGAUACAAAAUUAUGAAGAAUUUAGAGAUAUAUAUUUAAACGAAUACCGGUCGCGUGAAAUUCAAAUGCAAACAUGGAGCCAGUGUUUGAAUGUGCAAAAAAUAACACACAACACAAAUUAUAGAGAACAUUUUGCAUAUUGGGCCAUGAGAUUCCACCAUCUAGAAAUUUUGAAUGUUUCGGAUGAAGAAAUCAUUAGGAAUAUCGCGUGUCAUUACCCGGAAUACAUAAGGGCACUGCUAAUAUCACUAUCGAAGAGAACAAUAUUGGCGGCAAUGAAAAGGGCCCCGAACAAGCAACCAAUUAAGCAAUUUACUAACGCCAAUACCUAA